AUGGCAGCCAAGACCAUAAUUGUCACAGGCGCUUCUCGGGGCCUCGGUCUCGCCAUGGCGAAAUAUCUGCUCUCAGCUCCCCAGGCCCACAAUGUUGUGGUGGUGGCCCGCACCCUCGAGCCUCUGCAGAAGCUGAAGGAGCAGUAUAGCAGUCAGGUUGAGGUGGUUAAUGGCGACCUGGCAGAUUUUUCUAUGGCUCAGAAGGCAGUGGACGCCGCAAUUAAGUCAUUUGGCCAGCUGGAUGGCAUGAUCCUCAACCACGGCAUUCUCGGUCAGGUUGGCAAGAUCGCUGAUGCUGACAUUGAUGAAUGGAAGAAGUGCUUCGAUGUCAACUUUUUCAGCUUGGUUGCUUUUACCAAGGCAGCGUUGCCCGCUCUGCGUGAGUCCAAGGGAAAAAUCAUCUUCACCUCGUCCGGUGCUGCCGUGACCGGCUAUCCUGGCUGGGGCCUUUACGGAGGUACCAAGGCCACUAUGAACCACUUGGCUUUGACUCUGGGCAGCGAGGAGCCCGAAGUUACCUCAGUCUCCAUUCAACCUGGCAUGGUGGACACCGAAAUGCAGCGGGAGCUUCGCGAGGACCAUGCCACCAAUCUGAACGCCCAGAUGCACGCCAAAUUUGUAGGCGCCCACAAGGACGGGAAACUCGUCAAGCCGGAAGAGUCGGGCCAUGUCAUUGCUAAGCUGGCGCUUGAUGCUCCCAAGGACCUCAGUGGUCGUUCCCUACGAUGGAACAGUGAGGAGCUGGGGGCUUUCCAGGCUUAA
This is a messenger RNA of Penicillium macrosclerotiorum, 762 nucleotides long. RefSeq names its product SDR family oxidoreductase. Gene Ontology annotation, cellular component: intracellular anatomical structure. Lineage: Eukaryota; Fungi; Ascomycota; Eurotiomycetes; Eurotiales; Aspergillaceae. Bases 1 to 762 code for a protein of 253 amino acids. The record is from RefSeq and is a predicted model, not a curated record. The transcript has 4 exons. Gene Ontology annotation, molecular function: oxidoreductase activity, acting on NAD(P)H, oxygen as acceptor.